Molecule: messenger RNA, 8569 nt
Organism: Xiphophorus hellerii (green swordtail)
Lineage: Eukaryota; Metazoa; Chordata; Actinopteri; Cyprinodontiformes; Poeciliidae
Gene: mtcl1
Product: microtubule crosslinking factor 1
Exons: 17
Coding region: 460-6216 (1918 amino acids)
Biological process (GO): regulation of autophagy
Source: RefSeq, a predicted model, not a curated record
AGCAGCGCAUGCGCCUCGCAGGAAUCCACGGGCGUCGAGCCUCACACCGCAGCGAUUGCAGAUUUUACGUGUCAUUUGUGAAGGAGAGCGACUGGCUGGGGGUCCGGAGCGCAUGAAACGGGAACGGAGGAGGAAGCUAUUUGACUCCGGCUCACUUCUGUGAUUCCCAAGUUGAGUUGAAGCAGCCCGGGCUGCAGAUGCAACCUGCCACUAAUCCCCUCUCCUUCAUUGCAGUGUUUCCUCUGGAGGCUCCACAGGCAGAGGGGACUACAAUGACAACCUGGUGAAUGUUGCUGGAUGGAGUGAAAAGCAGCAUCCAGGCCGCCGCAGGAUGCGCAUCCCCAAACCGACAAGGAAGAAGAAAGCAGAGCAACCUGGCUGCUUCCCUGCAGGCGCACGUCAGAGAUUUUCCUCGGUGCCGUGGAUUGAUCGCUUCCUUCCUGAUCAUCCCCCUGUAUAAUGGAGAGCUCCAAUGGCUCCGACUCCAAACCGCAGAGCCAACAGUUGGAGAAGAAGAGGCUGAACCGAGCGCCUUCCCCGGCGAGACCUUUCCUCAAGGAUGUGCACUCCCGCUCCAACAAGCCACCUGCCGUCGUCCCCAAAUCCCCGAAACUCGUCAAGCAGCAGCAGCAGCAGUCUGCCACGGCGUCCUUAGCCCAUCCGAACCGAACCUCCAGGCGCAACACAACCGGGGCCAAAGAGAAACCAGCCACGCCAAAAAGUAGCAUCAAGUCCCCCGCCGCGAAAAAACCCACGAAGACGCCGCAGCAUGCAGUGGCAGCAGCCAGCAGCACCAAGCCGGACAGCACCAGCAGUCCGAUUCGCACCAAAGGCAAGAAGGGCAAACUAGCCGCGGGAUCCCCGGGGCCUCUCAGCCAUGGGUCCCCGAUCAGGGUUCCGACCGGCGCGCAGCUCAGCCGGGUCAGCCAGACGGACAGCAGCUCGGACCUGUCGGACUGCCCGUCCGAGCCGCUGUCAGACGAACACAAGCAGGCGCCAGCCGCCAGCGACGCCGAGUCCGGCACCGGCUCCAGCGAACUGGAUCAGCCGGUGGGCGAUAAUUCCGCUGCUCCGGCGCCCACCGGCGCGUCUCCGGCUCAGUCCGCUCCGGGGCCGCAGGGAGAGAGACAGAACCCGGAGAAACCGUACACCAGCGCACAAUUCAAACCGGCAGGAACCAGCAGGGCUGCAGCCGAGGACGACCUGCUGCGGGAGAUAGACGAGCUGAGAUCUGAAAACGACUACCUCAAGGAUGAAGUGGAGGAGCUGCGAGCGGAGAUGGAGGAGGUUCGGGACAGCUACCUGGAGGAGGAGGUCUACCAGGUGCAGGAGCUGCGGCGGGAACUGGACCGGGCCAACAAGAACUGCCGCAUCCUGCAGUACCGGCUGAGGAAAGCGGAGCAGAAGAGCCUGCGUGUUGCUCAGACGGGCCAUGUGGACGGAGAGCUGCUGCGCAGUCUGGAGCAGGACCUCAAGGUUGCUAAGGACGUGUCGGUGCGUCUGCACAACGAGCUGGAGAGCACGGAGGACAAGCGCAGCCGAGCGGAGGACGAGAACGAGACGCUCAGGCAGAAGAUCAUCGAGGUGGAGAUCUCCAAGCAGGCGCUGCACAACGAGCUGGACAGGAUCAAAGAGACUGCACUGAGGCGACGCGGAAGCAGGGAAGCUUUCAAGGACAAGAAAUCCUCGAGUCAGGAGGAUAGUGCAGACCUUCGGUGCCAGCUCCAGUUCGCCAAAGAGGAGUCCGGCCUCAUGAGGAAGAAGAUGGCAAAGCUGGGUCGCGAGAAGGAUGAACUUGAACAGGAGUUGCAGAAGUACAAAUCAGUUUACGGCGACAUUGACAGUCCCCUUCCCCUGACAGAGUGCACAGGUGGCGGCCCUCAUACGACUCGAGAGGCCGAGCUCCGACUGCGCCUGAAGCUGGUGGAGGAGGAAGCCAACAUCCUGGGGAGGAAGAUUGUGGAGCUGGAGGUGGAAAACCGCAGCCUGCGAGCGGAGAACGAAGACAUUCGCAGUCAGUACGAAAGAGAUUGCUUUGGGAGGGAACCCUUCGCCAGCAUGCCCUCGUCUCCUUACGGCGGAGACCCGUUGGAGUCCGCGGGUGAGCUGCGGCGACAUCUCCAGUUUGUUGAAGAGGAAGCAGAACUUCUGCGCCGAUCCAUCUCCGAGAUUGAGGACCACAACAGGCAGCUGACGUCUGAACUCAAUCGCUUCAAGUUUGGCCCCAGCAGCACCUCCGGCGCUGACGAAGGCAGUGAGGUGGGAUUGUUUAAAUCUGGGAACGGGGGCGGCGGUAUGAUGAUGGAGGAGCUUAAAUCGGCGCGGAUGCAGAUCAACGAGCUGAGCGGGAAGGUGAUGAAGCUCCAGUACGAGAACCGAGUCCUCAUAUCCAACGUCCAGCGCUGCGACCUGGCUGCGCACCUUGGCCUUCGCACCGGGAGCCCUCGAGACAGCGACGCGGAGAGUGACGCCGGCCGCCGAGAGGCAGCAGAAGAGGAGGAAAUGGGCCGACUUCUUCUCCUACAGCCAAAACGGGAGGGUCCAGUUGGCGGAGAGAGUGACUCCGAAGACCUGUUUGAGAAAACGGGAACCACCUCAGGGUUGGGAAGCAUCAAACCCUUGGAUAGCAGCGACCUGAGUGCCGUUGAGCUCGCCAAUCGCAGAAGGGAGGAGCGGGAGUCGUUCGCCAACGUGAAAAGAGAGGCCGACCGGCUGGGGAAGACCGUCGAUCGUCUGAUCACUGACACAGACAGUCUGAUCUUCGAAGGCAGGCUGCUGAUGACCACAGGGGAGAGCCUGGAAGGCGGAUCCAAACCAGAUACUCAAGUUCUGGACACCAUCAACACUCGCAUGAAGGCUUUCCGUACAGAACUGCACAUUUUCAUGGAGAAGCUGGACCAUGUAGGAGACGGGCUGAGAGAGAGGACCGACGAUCUGUCUCCAAUGCCGAACCUCACAGAGUCCAGCAGCUUCCUGUCUACGGUUACGUCCAUGUCCCGCGACUCUCCCAUCGGCACCUUCGGAAGAGACCUGGUCACGGACUUCCAGUCCGUUCAGAGGGAUGAGCUGGAGUGGCGUCUAGGACAGGAGCGAGGCGUGGAGCCCCAGAGCCAGGUUGGGGGCCCGGCCCAGAGCAGGGGAGCCACGGGACUCCCCAUGUACCACAGACCCCUGGCUUUAAGAAUAGAGCACCGAGACACGGCGGCUGCUGAGGUUCAGUUUCGUCUGGAUCACGAACGACGGAUGAGAGCAGUGACAGAGGAGCUGGAGCCUGGCAGCAACCUGCCUCAGGAGGAGCAGCGUGAAGGCCUGGAGCUUCAGGGCCUCCAGAGCCACGAGGCGCCCUGGGCUCAGGAGCGAGCGCUGCUGCAGCAGGAGGUGCGCCUGUUCAGACGCAACACCAUCAUCUUCUACAUGAAGCUCAGGGGAAUCCUGCUGCACUGGAGGCUUGGCUGCAAGGGCGACCCUGGAGACGAGACCGCCGCUCCCGACUUGGAGAAGCUGGAGGGUUUCCCAGAGAUGGGAGUGACGGUGGAGUUGGCGGAGGGGGAGGCAGAACGAGACGACAGGCCGUGUUUAGCACAAACGCCGGAGGACGUCCCUGAAACUGGACCCGCCGUCUCUCUGCUGUCCCCUGACCAGCACCUGCAGCACCAGAGACAGUUUGGUGAGAACAGGCGAGUGCUGCAGGCCCUGCGAUCGCUCCUGGAGGAGUUUCGAGACGAGCUGAGGGAGGAGCAGAUGAGGCGGUGCCAACUGCAGCAGGCGUACGCCAACGACAAGGCCGCCUGGGAGGUCAAGUGGACGGAGAUGAAGUGCCAGGCCGCCCAGCUGGAGGAGGAGGCAGGUGAAAAGGUGCGAGGUGAAGCUCAGGGAGGCGAAGAGGAGCCGCCUGGAGGAGAGGCGGAGUGGGCCCUGACCCAGGAGCGUGAGGAGCACCGGCGCCUGCUGGCCCAGAGCCACAGCGAGUUUCUGGACCUGCGCUGGAGGCUGCAGCACGGAGAGAAGAGGUGGAGCCGCGAGAGGGCGGAGCUCCAGGAGCGCUACGACCGGGAGCGCCAGGAGUGGGACGGCAGCAUGAGGGAACUCCGCCGGAAGAUGGACCGGAUGCAAAGGGAACUGAACAGCAGGCGAGGCGAAGGCCCCGACAUCAGAGAUGGCAGCUUAGCCCACAGAGGAGUGUUUUCACCUCAGGAAAGCCCGUGCAGCGUCCCGCGCUCCCCUCACGCUCCUCCGUCCCCCUGUUCGUCCACUCCAGUGCCUGCGCCCCCCACGCGCUCCCACUCAGACUCGGAGGCGUUUCUGGGAGAGAAGGGGGCCGCCGUGAGGCUGAAGGGCCCGACGGAGAACCUGUUCCUGGAUGCGCUGUCUCUGGACCCCCUCAGUGGCCUGGAGGUCCCGCCGCCCUGCCGACUGGAGAGCGAGAAGAGGUUCCCCUGCAUGAACGAGGCUCUGAAUGAGAUUUCAGAGGGUGACGGCGCUCCUGGAUACCCAGAAGAGGAGAUGAGGGAAGGUGGAAGUCUCCUCAGAGCCAAGUCUGUUUGCUCCAUGAGCGACUUCCAGCGGCUGAUGGACAGCUCGCCAUUCCUCCCCGACAAGUCACGCCCCGGCGGCCCCGACCGAGACGACGUCACGCCGCCGCUCUCUCCGGACGACCUCAAGUACAUCGAGGAGUUCAGCAACAAGGGCUGGGGCUUCCCCGGCCCACGGUCGGUUCUGGAGGGGGAGGCCGGGUCCGACCCGUUUCCGCCAGCCUCCUGGUUCCUGACCACCAGUGCCACCCUGACCACCAGCACCCUGAGCAGCCCCGAGCACUGCCACAAGUCCCCGCUCAGGGGCCCCGGGGCCGGGGUCGGAGUGGAGCACUAUGGGGUUCCCAUCCUCCACAGUCCGACCAGAGCGGGGGCGGCGGACCGAACCGCGACCCAGGACCCGGAUCUGCUUUAUUCCAAAGCACUAAAGGGUAGCAAACCGCGGCUGGGCGGAGAGGCCGGGGGAUCAGACGAGGUGUUCAGCGAUCCGCGGUGGCCGUGUCUCCUGGAGGGCGGCGGACUCCGGACGUCUCCCAGUCCGUCCCCCAUCUGCUCCACUGUGGGUUUCGCCUCCUCUCUGGAGCUGCAGCUUGAGAAAAACCUGAGCGACGACAUGAAGGAGGUGGCCAUCUCCGUCCGCAAUGCCAUCCGAUCCCCGCCGGGGCUUGCGGUGCGCGACACCGCCUGCCAGACCAACGGUUUCACCACGCGAGGAACCCAGACGACCCAGACCAUCAGCGUCGGCCUGCAGACGGACCUGCUGCGGAACCUGACCAGCAGCCCCCACCGCUGCCUCACCCCGAAAGGUGGCAGCACGCCUAUCUCGUCUCCGUCGCGCGGCACGAGGAAGGUGCAGUACUCGCCGGUGGUGCAAAGCAAGUUCGAGCGACCGUGCUGCUCGCCCAAAUACGGCUCCCCAAAGUUGCAGCGCAAGCCAUCCACGUCCGGGAAGAACGAGCCGCCAAACAACAGCCGUGCCGCCACCCCCACCGCCAUGCCCUCCACCCCCCAGAAGGGCAACAGUGAGUCGGCGUGGGCGCGCUCCACCACCACCCGGGACAGCCCCGUCCACACCACCAUCAACGAUGGCCUCUCCAGCCUCUUCAACAUCAUUGACCACACGCCGGUCGUCUUCGAGAAGUUCAACAAAUCCCCAAGCCGCUCCCGGCCGACGCCGCCCGCCACCGCAGAGCCCAGCCCGGCUCAUGGCGGCGCCAUCAGGGGACGGUCACCCAGCCCGGUGCAGCUGAUUGUGGAGACGCAGGGCGACAGGAACCCAGAGGUGGUCAGCAUCCGGCAGGACCUGUCCGCGCCACCGGGAUACACGCUGGCUGAAAACGCGGCGCGUAUCCUGAACAAGAAGCUGCAGGAGCAGAGCUUCAGGGAGGAGCGGCGGCCGCAGGCGGGCGGGCAGGGCGGCCACGGCAGGGAUGCCGUCCGGACGGCGGAGACGGACAGAGGACAGUCUGGAUGUAUGGAGGACCUGCCUCGGUCGCCGGUGGCGCCGCCUUUGGACUCCUGCUUCCUGCGGCCGGCCCGCCCGGCGAACCGCCGACCCCCGUCACGCUGGGCCGCGCGCUCCCCCUCCUCUUCACCCAAGUGGAGCGAGGGGACGAAGAGGAGGUUCACCUUCCCGCCGAUGGGACACAGGAAGCCCAUCCUGGAGGGAGAGGAACCGGCGUGACUUAUCCCUCCCCCCUCUUCCUUCGUUUAAGCCGACCCAGUACCUCAGAAUCGUCCCCCCAGAACGAGAGACCCAUAAAGACAUGGCGCCUGAACCGGGGGAGGAUCUAAUACGUAGCACCAGCGGAUCACUAAAGGAACCAGGACUUUUUGGAAGAAUCUGGAAUGUACUGUAAUAUCAUGGCAUCACAGCGUUCAGUAAAUCCAUUUCCAUCAGAGGUGCCUGUCCAGGUGCGUCUUAAUGAAUCAGAAUAUCACAGAAAAAAUUAAAUUCCUGCAGGAUUUCAGUUCAAAAUAAUCGAUAUUGACAGAGUGAAAUAUUAAUGUGUUUGCUUGUACUGAAAUGUGAAUUUCCUCUGGGAUUAAUAAAAUAAACUCGAUUCAGUUCAGUUGUGGCUUACAGAUAAUAAAAACCCUUAAUUCAGUUUUUGGGAAAUUUGAAAGUCCCAUAAAAAAGGAUUUUUAAUAUGGAUUCAUAGAUAUUAAAGGCCGAUAUUGAUAUUAAUAUUGCUGCUAUAACCAAUAUUUACCAAUAUUAUAUAUAUUUUACUUCCUAUUUGACACAUUUGGAAAAAAAAAUUGGUUGUUCAUAUCUGCCCAGUUUUAUUCAUCAGUCUGAUACUGAUGUGUUUAAAAGUGACUAUCGGCCGAUACCGAUGUUAGUGCCGAUAUCCAACAGCAGUCAGUGUAACAACUUAUCUAAUGAAACCUCUGACUGAAGACUGUUGCUGUAUGAAAGUGUCAUGACAUGCUAACAGCUCAAUAUCCGAUAUUCCAGAGUAACAUGUCCUGAAUGACAUCAUCAGUUGCUAGCAAGCACUACUGAUCCACCUCCUUUGCUUUUGCUGCUCCUUUUUUUUUUAUUUCUGUGGUUAGAAAGCCCCGCAGAGAGACGUUGGAGUAGGGGAUGUGAUCCUUUCUCUUAAUAAUCCAUGGAGGAGAUGGAUUUCACUUUCUCCUUCUGUUAUUUGAGGUAGUGAUAUGCUAAUUAGCGGCUCCCUACUUUAAAAACAAACCGUGUUGCCAAGGUUACAUGUAACCAAAAAUCACUCCAGCUGUACUCCAUCAAAAACUAAAGGAAAUAAUUGUCCAAACAUCUUUUUUUUUUUUUUUUUACCUCCACCACCUUUUGUGUUCCUAUACGUAUUUACAGUCACACUUGUAGUUUUUCUGUAAACUCUUGUAGCCAAACAUUUUGUUGACAAAUUCACUAUUGUGUCUUUGUGCAAAGGCAAUAAAGUAAGUCUAAAUAUAUUUUUUAAAAAGUAUGAAAAAAAGUUUACAGAAUGCAGACUAACAAAAUAUCUUUGCCUCCAUUAGCGGCCAAAUUCUAGAAUUCAGUUUUUCCUUCCACUCAACUUUAACUUAGAGGACAUUGCUGUGAACAGUAACCUUCUUUAGCAAUGACCUUUUCUUUGUUAAUCCUGUUUUUCAUUGAUUUUAUGUAAUUCUCUGAAUUUCCCAAAAAAAUUAAGUUAAUUUCUUUGUUAGCUAAAAGCCAUAAUGAUCAAAAUUAAUAUAAAUAAAUGCUUGAAAUAUUCUCUGUUUUAGUAAAUCUGUGUAAGUUAAACAUUUUGAGCUGAAUCGCUGAAACAAAUGAGCUUUUUGGUGAUAUUCUAAUUAAUUGAUACGCACUUGUAUGUUUAAGUUACUCAUUAUCCCUCAUAUUUAAAUGUAUUUAAAUGUAUUUGCUGCAGUUUUUAACCUUUUUUCAGGAAAAAACUAGCUGAACAUUGCACUGUUCUUUUCUGUUACCAAUUUAUUUUUUUACACCAUUCAUGCAUCUGAACGUGAUUUUUUUACUUUGCCUGUCUCUCGAGUUCACUUUUCUCUUUCAACACAAGAAAACAAAACAAAUUUUGCUUUAUUCUUCCGGCCUGAAGGGGAAACCCAUGAUGUCAUUUCUGAUGCUACCGUCCUUAUUUAUUUCUACGUUAAGAUGAAUGUUUGUCUCUGUUGACUUGAUGAACCUGAAGAAACUUAUGCAUAUUUGGAAGGCAGAAUAAAACCAGUUUGCAUGCCUUUUGAACACUAGCACUUUAGUGCAUGUACAUCCGAGCUCUAGUCUUUUGUGGUCACUCUGCUCGGCCGUGAGGAAAAACUCAUCGCAAAGGGAAUCUCGAGCUGAUUUUGUUGUCACAUAAAAUACCAGUUUUUAAGUAAAUUAUUGUACCUUCUAGGCUGUCUUUGUUACUGUUGGAUAUGGAUUUUUUUUUUCUUUUGACAAGAAAAAUGGAUUGUGAAAACAAAAAUAUGAAUGUUUUAAAUGGAACGUCUGUGUCAAAAAAAAUGUCUAACAAGCUAUAGUCUUAUGAAAAUAUUAAAUGGUAAUAAACAUGAAUGUGUAUUUACAA